Molecule: messenger RNA, 942 nt
Organism: Carassius auratus (goldfish)
Lineage: Eukaryota; Metazoa; Chordata; Actinopteri; Cypriniformes; Cyprinidae
Exons: 9
Coding region: 29-742 (237 amino acids)
Source: RefSeq, a predicted model, not a curated record
AUCCGCCGUGGGAGUUGAAUCUUUGAUCAUGGCUGCUGCCUGCUACGAACUCAAGAUACUAUCUACAGGAGACAUGGUGCUUCAGCUGUCUCUGUUGGCUGUUAGGAAACGAUACCGGCACCUUGGGAUUGGCAGCUACAUGAUGGAGCUUUUGAAGACUCAGUCUAUAGUAGGGAAAUAUGAUACACUUGUUGCCCACGCUGACACUGAUGCAAUAGGCUUCUUCAAAUUCCACGGGCUCACUGAUGACCCUCUGCUCAAUGACCAGUUCAAAGAGCUGAAAGAUGAUUGGACUAACAGUAUUCUCAUGAGCUACCUGCCACCCUUUACUACAGACUUAGAAAUGAGAAAUCCCGUUUUCUCCCUGAGUUUACGAGAGGUGGAGAUGAACAUGGAUGUGGCAAGGUCGCAGGCUCUCUUUGCAUAUCAGCAACAGGUAAUGUGUGUGACGAGACUACUCGAAGAGGUCAAGAUCUUACGCAAACAGCUAGAUCUAAAACGUGAGGAAGUGGACCGCCUCAACUCCAAGCUAGAACAAGAAAAACGAAAGCGACAUGAUAUAGAAAACAAGUUCUUGAUGUACAGGCUGAAGAACACAAAAGAACUGUUAGACAAUAUUGCCUCAGACUCAGAUGAUCAGGGACUAAUUGAACGGGAGCAUGCAAAACCAGGAACACAAGAGCAAGAAACAGCACAGUCUGAAGAACCUCCCUUUCAAACAACAGAGGGUGCUGGAGUUUAAUGUUUUGUAGCUUUUACUGCAGACUUUGUUUGAUGUCUAUUCUCACAUUUAUGCAUUUGUUUGUAUGUUUAUUUGUACCCCUGUCUUGUAGUUUUUGAAUGUCAUGUUUUUGGGAGGCACUCUCUUGGUUGCGAGUAGUAAAAUGCCUCUGGACCAUCUACAUAAAAGCUUUGGGAAAUAAAACAAACCAGUUUUGAAUU